Messenger RNA from Ziziphus jujuba (common jujube), 3404 nucleotides. Its product is annotated as ubiquitin carboxyl-terminal hydrolase 23. Gene Ontology annotation, cellular component: nucleus; cytosol. NCBI's taxonomy places the organism in Eukaryota, Viridiplantae, Streptophyta, Magnoliopsida, Rosales, Rhamnaceae. The record is from RefSeq and is a predicted model, not a curated record. The coding region runs from base 215 to 3046 and encodes 943 amino acids. Gene Ontology annotation, molecular function: cysteine-type endopeptidase activity; cysteine-type deubiquitinase activity. Gene Ontology annotation, biological process: protein deubiquitination. The transcript has 11 exons.
CACCGCUCGUUCUCUUUCACAGAAGCCCCAGACGCUCUCUGCUCCUAAACCUUUUGAGACCAAACAACGCAGAAGAGGAAGGAACAGCUUUUCUGAGAGAAAGCCCAUCGUUUAUAGAUUUAUAAAAAGAAAAAGUUGGAGGAAAACCACAACUUUCUUUGGGGAAAAAAAAAAAAAAAAAGAAAGCUUUUUGCUGUUUAAGGGCUUUUCAAAAAUGGCGGAGGGUAUGAUACGCAUCACGGAGACGAAAGUUAUGUCAGAUGGGUAUUCGGAUCGCAUGCCCGAUUCGUCAUCAAAUGGGUCUUCUCUGUUUCAGAGGAGAAUCGAGUUCCACCAGGCGAGGAAGCCCUUCAGGCCGUUUAGUAAAGGGGAUGGUGAUUUUCGGCUUGAAACCUUAAACCCCAGCAGUUCGGAUCCUCGUAGAACUGGUUCUAAUUUGGGUCAAUCGGUUUUGGGUGGGAAGAAAGCUGAUGGGUCUGAAUUUUUGGAAAAUGGGUUGGAUCCGGAGCUCAGUUUUGGAAUUACCUUUCGGAGAAUUGGUGCAGGUUUAGAAAAUCUUGGGAAUACUUGUUUCCUCAAUUCGGUAUUGCAGUGUCUAACGUACACUGAGCCUUUAGCAGCAUACUUACAAAGUGGAAAGCAUCAAAAUUCUUGCCAUGUUGCUGGUUUUUGUGCUUUAUGUGCCAUCCAGAAACAUGUUAGUCGUGCUCUGCAAUCAACUGGGAGAAUUUUAGCACCUAAGGAUCUGGUCUCGAACUUGCGUUGCAUAUCUCGAAAUUUCCGUAAUGCCAGACAGGAAGAUGCACAUGAAUACAUGGUAAACUUGUUGGAAUCCAUGCAUAAAUGCUGCUUGCCUUCAGGAGUGCCAAGUGAAUCACCUAGUGCCUAUGAGAAAAGUUUGGUGCAUAAGAUCUUUGGUGGCCGCCUUAGGAGUCAGGUCAAAUGCUUGCAGUGCUCAUCUUGCUCAAAUAAGUUUGAUCCAUUCUUGGAUUUAAGUCUUGAUAUAGCCAAGGCUGAUUCCUUGCAAAAAGCAUUUUUGUACUUCACUGCUGCAGAACAAUUAGAUGGAGGAGAAAGGCAGUAUCAGUGCCAACAAUGCAAGCAGAAAGUUAGGGCCCUCAAACAGCUUACAGUUCACAAGGCACCCUAUGUUCUUACCAUCCACCUGAAGCGAUUUCGUGCACAUGAUCCUGGCCAAAAAAUAGACAAGAAAGUUCAGUUUGGUCCUACAUUGGAUUUGAAACCAUUUGUUAGUGGUUCCUAUGAAGGAGAUUUGAAAUACACUCUUUAUGGGGUUUUAGUUCAUUAUGGUUGGAGCACACAUUCUGGUCACUAUUAUUGCUAUGUUCGCACAUCUAGUGGCAUGUGGUAUUCCCUUGAUGACAAUCGGGUUGUCCAAGUUAGCGAGAAGACAGUCCUAGAACAGAAGGCUUACAUGUUGUUUUAUGUGCGUGAUAGAAAAAAUAUUGUUUCAUGGAAACCCUUUGAUAUUGCUCAGAAAGAGAAUAAAGUAAAUGAGAUUGGAACUAAAACCUAUUCCACUUAUAACCAGGGUUUAAAGAAACCAGUUCAAAAUGGUUUAGUUGAUGACAGAUUAAAAAAUACUGUCUCGUCUACUACAGAAAAAAAAAAUGCAUUUGAUAUUGGUCCACCAAGGGAAUCCUUUUCAAGCAAAGUAUCAGAUUGCCCAAUGUCAGAACCAUCUCUAAAGGCAUCAUUGUCAAAGGACCCAUCAGAGAGGCUUUCUUUUCCACCUCCAAGUUUAGGACAAUGCUUGAUACCAUCUUCUUCAUCUCCUAGCAACAAUAAUGUUGAUGCAUCUAAUCUGGAAGUUGGUACUACUGUAAACGUUGGCUCUAAUGUUAAUGACUCAAAUGAGGGGGGAAAUUCAAAUAAAGACUUUAGUACCUUAAUAUCCACAUCACCGAAUUGUAAGGACCUCCAAAGCUUUGACACUGCUAAGAAUGUUAUAGAUGAGACCUCUCAGAAGAAUAAACCUGCUUUGGAGGACUCCAAGAUGGUUUCAUCCAUAAAGUCCUGUGUAACAUCAGAAAAAGUUGACCCUGUAAAAUCAGUUGAUCAACCAAAUUAUGAAAAGGUUGGAAGUAUUACCAAUGGACCUGCAGUUGGCAAUUCAAUCGGUGACAAGGGUGGUGACUAUAGUAAAAAGCUGAUGCACGAUGAGUUGGAGAAAUCAUCGGACUCAUCAGUUGUGAAAAAUGAAGCUUUACAUGUGGAAGAUUUUGAGUGCAGGUCCCGCAAAAAAUUGAAAAAGAAGAUUUCUAAGAGUCAGGUUGCAAGUUUCCACUCAAGCAUCCUUUUCAGGGCAUCCUUGGGCCUUCGGAAAAAGAAGAAACUUAAAAGGAGUAAACACAGAAACUUAGAUACCAAGAAUCUCAAAAAGGAACUCUUAAUGGAACCUCGUUGCUUCCCAUCAGAUUUGGGGCCAUCUACAUCUGAGAAAACUCAUACAGAUUGUUUGGUUUCAUCUUGUUCUCAUAGAAAGAAACCUAAAUCUGGCUCUAAAAAGGAAGCAAAUGGUGCUGGUAUGAUUGAUGAAGGAAAUUCUCUGGGUGAUUCUUUGGUAAAUUUUGUAGAUGGAGAACUAGGAGAAAGGAUUGCUCAAAAUAAUACUGUUCUUGCAAGUGAUAAGCAACUAGACAGCAGUUCUCGCUUUAGCUUCUCAGUGAAAAAGUCGAAUGCUAGGGGAAAUGGUAUUUCACAAGAUUGCAGUAGAGAGAAAAUGCAAAAUGGUUGGAUGGGUGUUCUUACACGAGGUAUGGAGGAGACAGUUGUUGCACGCUGGGAUGGGAUAGAAUUACCUUCUCAGACUGUUGAAUCUAGUGCUAUGGAGAGUGUCAGCAUUGGUUACAUAGGAGAUGAAUGGGAUGAAGAGUAUGACCGGGGAAAGAGAAAGAAGGUGAGGGAAUCUAAGCAUAUUUUUGGUGGGCAAAACCCUUUCCAAGAAAUUGCAACCAAGAAAAUGAAGUUGAAGCAGGCAAAGGUUGACAGGUAUAGUUCUGGAAAUCGACCGUUCCGGAUAUGAUAUGAAGAAAAUCGAACCAUGUUCAUAAUUUUGACCUGCUGUUAUAUUCUUGGAGCAAUUGUUAUGUUGAGCUGAAAGCCUGAAACUGUACGAGAUGGAAGCAUUAUUUUUCGUAUUCCUUAUUGGUUUGUGCUAAUUGUUGGAGAGGAAGAGGGUUUGGGGAGGAUUCUAUAUACCUUAAUUCUGUAGGAUCGUUUCUGGUAUAGGACAACUGUACUAGGUAUCUCUUUUAUUUAAAGAAGAAUUAAUCUGUUUUUGUGGUCAGUAAUGUAUUUUUAAAUUUGAAAGACCUUUAGCCUUUCCUAUGAUACCCUCUUGUUGCUUAAAAAUUUUUAUUGUUAAUAAUUUAUUCAUAUUA